Molecule: messenger RNA, 888 nt
Organism: Trypanosoma conorhini
Lineage: Eukaryota; Euglenozoa; Kinetoplastea; Trypanosomatida; Trypanosomatidae
Exons: 1
Coding region: 1-888 (295 amino acids)
Source: RefSeq, a predicted model, not a curated record
AUGCCUCUGGAGUCCGUAGUUCCAGCAGUGUGUCUUGCGGUUGUGGCUGCGCUCUGCGUCGUGACUGUGUCGGCGCAGCGGGUGGAUGUGGUGCCCCUGCAGUCAGAGUUCACUGCAGUGGUGUCAGGUGGGCAGUGGCCACGCGUUUUGUUUCGUCUGCGCGAGAACAGCCGCCGUAACUCAUCGCUGCCGUCCUCCGCCACCGGCGCUUCCGUUCUCAGCGGUGCGUUGACGCAAAUGCUUGCCACGGCGCUGAAUCCCGCGCCGCACAACACCGCACAUCCCUCGACGACCGGCGUCAUAGCAGUCUUUCUCACAGGGCCACUGCUGGCGUCACGCGGGGCGCUGCAGGCAAGCUUUGCGGUGGUGCGCAUGGUGGGGGCUGGCUCGCUCGCCGCAGGCGAUGCCUCGCUUCUUGCGCAAAUAGAGGGGGCCGAUGUGGCGGAGCUGCGCUCUGUCUACAAGGCCAACGGCGGCAGCCCGAUGGACGACGUCGCCGUGCAUGCUGUGCGGCAGGUGUACGUGGGGGACGAGCGGUGCAGCGAAUCUUGCGCGUGGGCUGUUGGUGUCGCUGCUCCACUACUUGCCACGGCGCUGUUGCUCAUCCCUACGUUUAUGUCUGUUGUGCACCUGGAGCGUGGCGGGACGGGACCGGAGUUUGUGCUUGUGGCGAGCCACUAUAAUGGCGACGAGGAUCAAGAGAUAAACGAGUUCGCCAAUUGUGCGGACUGGGGCCCGGUGAAGCUGGUAGAUCCCGACUUGCUGCGGCAGCAAAAAGCGGCGAGGAGUGUGGCGCGCCCGGAUGGGCUUGUUGUGGUGCAGCACGAGGUGGUGGAGGCUCCGAGCCAGAGUUGGCAGGGCGCGGGCUGCAACACUGUGAGUUUGUAG